GCACACGGAACCCUAUAACGUGAGAUCGGCGCGGGACUGUCGAGAGAAAAACACCUAAUCUAAACUUCUGCAAUUUUAACCGUCCAUCACCACCAUCAUCAUCAGUGCAUAAACUGGCCACCGCCGGAUCAGCUGGACUAUACCUAUUUUAAUUUUUUUUUACAAAACAUUCAGGGGAGAGGAAAUAAUUUCUUCCUGCCUUGAUUUCUCCCCGUCCCUCAUCUCUCCACCACUUGCAGGGGAGGUGAGCUGAGCUGAGUGUGUCUCUUGUUUGUGUGUGUGUGUGUGUGUGUGUGUGUGUGUGUGUGUGUGUGUGGUGUGUGUGUGUGUGUGUGUGUGUGGUGUGUGUGUGUGUCUGUCUGUCUAACAGUCUAACAACAGAGCCAGUCGGAUGCUCUGAGCCUACGGGACGCAGAGCUGUAUAUGGAAGUUGUGGGCUGCAAGGCAGAAGCGAGCAGUUGCACAUUGCGUCGUUCAGGAGCGGGAGCCAUGCUGUUCCACGGGAUCUCCGGUGACCACAUCCAAGGCAUCAUGGAGGAGAUGGAGAGGAGAUCCAAAACCGACUCGCGCCUGGCCAAGGGCGUUCAGCUCAACGGAAGGGAAUCGACCAUGCCUUCAAUGGGACCGGAGAAGCCCGCGUUGUGUGCUGGCUGUGGAGGCAAAAUCUCGGAUAGAUAUUACCUACUCGCUGUGGAUAAACAGUGGCACCUGCGGUGCCUCAAAUGCUGUGAAUGUAAACAACAUUUGGAGUCAGAACUCACGUGUUUUGCCAAGGAUGGCAGCAUCUACUGCAAGGAGGAUUACUACAGAAGGUUCUCAGUGCAGAGGUGUGCGCGCUGCCACCUCGGGAUAUCGGCAUCGGAGAUGGUGAUGCGUGCACGGGACUCGGUGUACCAUCUGAGCUGCUUCACGUGCACCACGUGCAACAAGACCCUGACCACCGGCGACCACUUCGGCAUGAAGGACAGCCUGGUGUACUGCCGGGUCCACUUCGAGACCAUAGCCCAGGGAGAGUACCCACACCCCGGCCUCAACUACUCCGAGCUGGCGGCUAAAGGCGGAGGUCUGGCGCUGCCUUACUUCAAUGGCACUGGGACAGCUCAGAAGGGAAGGCCUCGCAAGAGGAAGAGCCCCGCCAUGGGCAUAGACAUCGCCAGCUACAACUCAGGUUGUAAUGAGAACGAUGGAGACCACCUGGACCGUGACCAGGCCUACCCUCCCUCCCAGAAGACCAAGCGCAUGCGCACCUCCUUCAAGCACCACCAGCUCCGCACCAUGAAGUCCUACUUUGCUAUCAACCACAACCCCGACGCCAAGGACCUCAAACAGCUUGCCCAGAAGACAGGCCUCACCAAAAGAGUUCUACAGGUAUGGUUCCAAAACGCAAGAGCCAAAUUCAGAAGGAACGUUUUGCGACAGGAGAAUGGUAAUGACAAGGCCGACGGCACGUCACUCCCGCCGCCCUCGUCCGACAGCGGCGCUCUGACGCCCCCCUCCAGCGCGGCCACACUAACAGACCUGACCAAUCCCUCUAUCACUGUAGUGACCUCCGUCACAUCUAGUUUGGACAGCCAUGAUUCGGGGAGCCCCUCACAGACUACCUUGACAAACCUUUUCUAGCAAGCUCUACGACUCUAAGCUCUUAACUCAUUUAUGUUUUUUUCAUAAUUUGCAUUUACAUUUUUUUUUAAACACCUUUAAAGAAAACAGAGACAGUUCUGUGGAUACAGGAAGUACUGUACCCAACAAAAAAGCAACAAGAUCAACAAGAACAACUACAGCAACAUUUAAACAGGAGGAAAUGAUGUUGAUGUGUAGCAUUUGCAACCGCUUGGCAGCUGUUUGUAGUCAACGUAUUUAGUGAUUGGUUUUGUGUAGAGGACAUUUUGAAUCUGGACGGCAUUGAACAAUUAUGAAGAGGGUUCAACAAUCUUGAACCGAGCCCAAAUGCAACUAUUUAAAAUGGGGAAAGUAUAUUAUUUUUACUUUAUUUUAUUUCAUUUGGUCAUUUGAUUGAGUCUAAAUUUAUCCGUCCCUGAUAAUUAAUGUAUUUUUUACUGAUCAAUUCAUUUAAAAUCAUUAAUAUUUUGCUCUAGAAAUGUGUAUGUUAGCACUAUCCUAUUUAAGACAUAUUUAGAUAUUUAGUUUUUUCGAAAUCGUUGGAAUAUACAUUCGAAGAAUACGCUGUAAAAUAUAAUUCAGAGUUAUCCUGGACCUAACAAAACAUUGGAUUAUUUUAUGGAUUAGUAAUUCUAAUCUCUAAAUUGCAUUGUAUACAUUACAAGAACCCGGACAAUACAACUCAAAUGCCAGGUGGCUGCUGUGACCUCAACAUGCAUUUUGUCUUGACACACCUCAAAUGUGGAAAAAAAUCAAUAACAACGGAACAAAUCUAUAGAUCUGUACAGUGGUAACUGUCAAAGAUGUAAUGCAGUAACAUUGAUAUUAGAAAGAGUUCCACAAAAGAAAUCAGUGAGUGAAAUUCUGAUUGGGACACAGUUUAAUCGGCACUGUUUGAAAGGAUUGUUUCCAUGACAGUGCACUUUGUCUAAUCUGCUGGCCUAAUUUUACAUACCAACACACAAAUAGAUUUUUAAAAAGUUUAUCUGGAUUCAACGUGCCCGUAGAAUUACUGUUAAAUAAAAUACUGCCCAUAAUUUUGCUCAGGGUAAAGAAGGGUUGAUAAAAAAAAGGGAAAAGGGAGGAGGAUAAAAAGGGAGGGAUGACAAUGUGGCAGAUUAGAGGCGUAGAGCUGACAGAAACUUUACAAUGACCUCAGAAACCUAGAGAUAGUAGAAGACAUGCAGCCAGUGGGACAAAUAAAUCAUCCUCCAUGUUCACGUUAGGCCAUAUUUAUACUUUCUUUACGAUCACUUGCCACUGAACAGACCAAAAACAUGUUUCCUCUCAAUGAAUUAAGAGAAAGAAAGAGAAGCAGUCCUUCUGCAGGGUUCUAACAUUUUAAAUUAGUAUUUUUUUGUCUUCUGGGCCAGCUGUUUAAGGUCGUUGGCGUUGGGGUUGUGGUUGAUAGCAAAGCAGGACUACAUAGUGCGGAUUAAGAGAAAGAAAGAGAAGGAGUUCUUGCUGCUGAGUUAAAACAUUUUAUUGUAAUUGUCACUAUUUGUUCUAUUGUAGAACAAAGCGUUAUUCUCAAUCUACUUGAUGAAGUAGAUGCCUAACUCAGUUCUAUGUGCCUUAUGAUAUAACUUGGAAGAAAGUUUGUGAACUUCAGGAUUAUAUGUGUUGUUUGUUAACUGAUUCACAUACUUGUGACGCCUCACUAGUUUUGUACUGUUUUACAUCUUAUUUCUGAAGAUCUUUUUAUGGUGUAUCCUGUUAAAAGGGGGCAGCGAUGUCAUAGAAAGCGUUUGUGCACUCUUUCAGAUAUAGUUGGUUAAUCCAAGAAUCUUAUAAAUUGAUUUUCGUGUUAAUAGUUCAGUACAGUAAGUGUUCUAUCAAGAUUGUCCAUGUUGCCCUGUUUCUUGAUAAAGAUGGUGUAUAGAAACUAUUUCCCCUUAAAUAUUUAUGGACCAAACGGUUGUUAUAUAUCUUAUUAAAUUUGUGUGAAUAAAAAUACUUUGCUUUAAAUGAGUUUUUUAUUUUUCAUUACACUUGCCAUUUUUGUGUUGUUCCUUAGAUACUGUUUUAUUUUUUA
This is a messenger RNA of Salvelinus namaycush (lake trout), 3655 nucleotides long. It is a transcript of the gene lhx9, whose product is annotated as LIM homeobox 9. Lineage: Eukaryota; Metazoa; Chordata; Actinopteri; Salmoniformes; Salmonidae. Gene Ontology annotation, cellular component: nucleus. Gene Ontology annotation, molecular function: RNA polymerase II transcription regulatory region sequence-specific DNA binding; DNA-binding transcription factor activity, RNA polymerase II-specific. The record is from RefSeq and is a predicted model, not a curated record. Gene Ontology annotation, biological process: regulation of transcription by RNA polymerase II; neuron differentiation. The transcript has 5 exons. The coding region runs from base 424 to 1620 and encodes 398 amino acids.